GACACCAAUGUCGGGUCUAUUACAGAAACGAAACUUAUAUUCAAGAGGAGGUGGCGAGUUAUGCAGCCACAUUCACUCACAUUUUGUAAUAGCUAGAAAACCUUUUGCAUAAUGAAUCAUAAAAGAAUAUGUGCACUUUGUCAGUGUGCAGGGGAGAGCCGGGGAACUGGACCACUAUCAAGUAAGAACUCAGUGACUGCUCACGAGAAUUGUCUGCUGUAUUCAUCGGGUCUGUACUGCCAGAACUCGCCGGUGGACGACAGUCUGUGUGGGUUUUCUGUGGACGAUGUUGAGAAAGAGAUACGGCGCGGCAACAGACUGCCAUGCCACGAUUGCGGUGUGAAAGGCGCCACAGUGGGCUGUGAGGUGAAGAGGUGUAACAGGACGUAUCACUACCCCUGUGCCAAGACAGCUGGAGCAGACAUCAUCGAGGAUCGUGUGAAGGGAACCUACAAGGUGUACUGUAAGAAGCAUGGAGCAACUAAGGAAGUUUCAACAGAAGUGUCAAACAGAGAAAAGGCGCCUUUUUGCCGAGCUUUGUCAUUUAAUGGCUCUGAUUAUGCUGAGGCAGGACCUUCUCGUGGAUGUGAUUCUGACCCGUCUAGACACCACAAGCACACGUCUCCCAAGGGAUCCAGCAGUUUGACGCAGGAAAAUGGGAUGCCUCGACAACACUCGCCCUUGCACCUCAAGAGGAAGAGAAUGCUGGUCGUGGAAGAUUCAGAUUCAGGUGAGGAUGACGGCACGGUGGACAUGGAGUGUGCCCCGCUGGAGUCGGACUUAGAGAACAGUGUGUACUGUGUAGUGCAAGACGCGGUGGCCCUACCUCCUCAGGCUCCUCAUAGUCACCAUGCCGACCCCGCUGCAGCUUCGACCUCAGGACACGCCCUUCCUCAGAAGACAGAUGGAGAUACUUCCAUUGACUCUGAUAACGAGUCAGAGAUCUUACUCCUGCCUGUGAUCAUCCUGCCCUUAUCUCAGUCCACAGUGACUGGUUCUGGACCCAGUCCCACGUCCAUCCCUGCCUCCCCUCCGACCUGUGGGCCCACCCUGCCCAGCGACCCCACCCUGCCCAGCGACCCCACCCUGCCCAGCGACCCCACCCUGCCCAGCGACCCCACCCUGCCCAGCGACCCCCGGGGCUCCCCCAGUACCCACACCGCUGCGUCCCCCUCCUCCCCCGAGGGCUGCCACGUCCCAACGUCUCCCAGCUCCAGCUCCACGCUGUUCUGGAGGAACUGCAACCAGGCAGGCUGCACGGCGGACAUCUUUAACACCUUCAUCUCAGACAUGAGGGACAUAUCCAGCAGGAUCCUGACUGACCAGGCCAGCCAGGAGGACUACGACUUGUCCCUGAGGGUGCUAGAGGCUUCCGGGAAGCUGAACUUCUUGGUGACGGAGCAUUGGAAAGCAUUGGAUAGGAAACGCAAGGAGCUGGAGAGGUCCUUUACUGCCUUGAAGACUGCCUCCUCCGUGCUGAAGAGAUAGCUGCAAACUACAACUCCCAGAAUUCACUUUGGAUGUGAAGUUCAUUUUAGUCCAUUUCUACUGUUUGGUCUCAGUGUAUUGUUAUCAUGCUUCAGAUUCUACUAUUUGCCUUUUACUCAUGGUGACUGUCACAGUGCCUUACUAUCUAGUGUCAUUUGUACUUUUUAUGUUUUAUACAUAAAGUGGACAAAGACA
Osmerus eperlanus (European smelt) is the source of this 1683-nucleotide messenger RNA. It is a transcript of the gene phf11, whose product is annotated as PHD finger protein 11. Gene Ontology annotation, cellular component: nucleus. NCBI's taxonomy places the organism in Eukaryota, Metazoa, Chordata, Actinopteri, Osmeriformes, Osmeridae. The record is from RefSeq and is a predicted model, not a curated record. Bases 112 to 1488 code for a protein of 458 amino acids. The transcript is spliced from 15 exons.